GCUCAGAGAAAGCUUGGCUUUAUUUCUGUUUCAAUGAAUGGCACAGCACCCAAACCUACAGUUCAAAGGAAGUCUAAAAUUAAUUACUGUGCUGAAGUUGUGGCUGAGUUGGACCCCAAAGACAGAAGGAGUUUUAUUAAACAGGCUACAUGUUCGAGUCAAAAUGGUCUUCUGAGAUCAAUCAACGACCAGAGUGUACAGUGCUGCCAAGUCAGAUCGUGCCCAAUCCUUACAUGUCGGACUUUCCCAUACGGUGAUCCGAAACGAUGUCCACCAGGUUCAGCCGUUAACUCAGUUGGAUUUGACAGAAAAGGUUCUAUAAAGAAGUUUCAGUGCUGUAAGAGGAAAUGUGAGUGGAGGCAAUGUGCUGACAGAUCUAACUCAUGUCAAAAGAACGAAGUAAUGACAAAAGUGACGGAGACAGAGUGUCAGAUUAAACCUUGUCCUCGAUUAGUACGGUGUUGUGCUAUCGUCCAAAGACAAAAUACACAACCUGGACCUGAGAAAUCAGAAGUUUCCGAGACACGGACACCGAUAAACAGAAACCUAUAAACAAGACACCUAUAAACAGGAAACCUAUAAACAGGAAACCUAUAAACAGGAAACCUAUAAACAGGAAACCUAUAAACAGGAAACCACCGAUAAACAGGAAACCUAAGUUUACUCCUAACAAACCAAUUCAAAAUAGAAAACGCAUAAACAGUCUCAGUAAAAAUCUUCUUAAGGUCCCUGGAUGGUAUUAUAACAAGACGAACACCAAAGAUCUGAACCUUAAAAACAGCAACAGUGUCUUAGACAGAGUGCAAGUUAAGGUUCCUUCGCCAAGUUCCGGAUUUAAACCGAUUGUAUCAGUUGGUUUAGCUCUGGGUUCUGCCAGAGUUGAGGAAAUUAAGGAAGAGGUGUUUGGAAAAGAAGGAGAGACAAAGGACAUCAGCGAUUGCGCAGACGUUACGUUUGAAAGUAGCAGGGACAUGUUGUUUGCCAGUUGUAAAGGGGAACGUGACGUCAUGAAAAGUGUUGGAGCUACUGGAUUGCGGUGCUGUAAAGGUCCUAACAUAAGAUCUUGUGUUCUUCUUGCAGGAAAGGAAGGAUGUCCACUUAACACUCUCGCACACUCAAUCGAAAUAAAGAACGAGAGUCCGACAAUUCUGGAGUGCUGCCACCCAGUAGACGCUGUCUUCACCACCUGUGAGACAAAGUUCGGGUCCUGUGAUGUGGACGAGGUACUGGUUGAUGUUCAACUUCCGGACUGUUUUGGAAAGGGACAUGGCGAGGACUGUCUUCCGGCCGUCAGCUGCUGUAACUAUGAAGAGAAUCCUACGAGUGGAACUCCCAUAGAAACUGGUCCUAUUUGCUCCUUCAAUUAUCUUGAGUGGAGAGACGAUAUUCAGGCUAAGUUUGGUCGAUGCUUCGGGGCGGACCAUUUGUUAAGGAGUGUAAAAGAGAAGGUGAAUUGCUGUGAGGGUGAUGUCGAGACCGUGGAUUGCACUGUUGUUGACCAGUAUGACGGAGACACUUUGACAUGUCCUUGGGGAUCUGUUGUAAAUGGACUUGGUGUCAAUUCAGAGGAAGUAACGUAUCUGGAGUGUUGCCUGACGAACUGUAGAUACGGUAAAUGCGUGGAGAGAGUGCGAGAGUGUGUUGAUGGUGAGAUUGUGCAAGAUAUCACCAUGAACGGUGGAGAGCUCGUCAUGAGGUGCUGUGCUAUUCUUGAGAUGCUCUCUGACCACGAGUUCCAGGAAAGAAGGAAAAUACCAACACGCAGAACAAAACGGUCCACAGCCUCAUCACGUGACCUAUACAGCCUGCCCUCUCCUCCUACCAUAGACCCGACAUACCACCUCCGGAGGAGACGUGAAGCACCGACCCCAGACCCUGCUGAUUGUCAUUUGAGCCACUUCUCGGAGAAGUCGGAGAAUGCUAACUAUGCGGGCUGUGAGAGGAAGAACUCCGUUAUGAGAAAGGCGGGCUUCAGUAACAUUGAGUGUUGCAGUGCUAACUGUGAAACUAGCAGGUGUAACAUUGUUGAAAUGGACAGUAGGAGGACAUUUAGCUGCCCCCCGGGAACUAUCAUAAACGCUAUCGGCAAAUCAACUGUAACAGAUAAGAUAAACCUAUUGUCGUGCUGUGAUCUGGAUUGUAGAAUUGGAGAAUGUACGACCCGUAGUGCGUACUGUAAGCCGGGGGAAGUUAUCAGUAGUGUUAGGAAGGAUGUGAACUGUGAUAGACUCCCCUGUCCUUUCAGAGUCGAGUGCUGUAAAACAAUGGAUAAAUACUCGGUUGUCACUGGAAAGAUCUUCACACCACCCAGACUCAGUGCCUCACCGGAGCUAGGAGUACCUGAUGAUAAUGGUGGUCAUGUUGAACAUGACGAGUCGGCUGCGUAUAAGAAGUUCCUGAUACCGACGGAAGACUGUCCGUACAUCAUGCGGGGAAGAGCGGUCACGUGCCCUGUUAAGUACGAACUGGACGUAGUUCACACGAUAGACGAUGGAAUGUUGGAGGGAAGGUGUUGCAUCUCUUCUGAUAUCAUCACUUGCAUACCAACACUUUCCGGACCGUGUCAGGAUGCUAUCUGCAGUGUGGGCAUGGCUGGAAGUGGACUCUUCAAACUGGGCUGUCUCUCUGUUGAAAAUGAUGAGGUUGUAAAACCAAGAAAAUGUGUGGAAUUUGAAAUGCGCGGAACUGAUGUUGUGUCGUGUCCCACCAAGUUCUCAAUGUCUGACAUCGUAUCGAGUUGUCCGGAUGGGAUUCACGAGAAUUGCAUCAUACACGUAACCUGCUGUGUAGAAGAGCUGCCAGUUCAUUUCGACAUAAAGCGCCAUGUUCCUGCCUCUGUCUACGAAGUAGAAUUGUUCGAUUCGGUCGUCAUCGACUGUGGAAUGUAUGGCCAAGCACUGAUCUCCAAAAUAGCUAUGGGACGGAUCCCCGAAGGAGUCUGUGGUCCCUCUCCUUCUAGCAAGUGCUAUCUUCAGCAGUCGUUCGUAACCUCGGAUUCCGCUACAUGCGACGUUGGAUACGCUCUCAAGUCAAUAAGUUUUACACCCGAUGGUUUAGUUGCUAGCCCUUUCUCCUGCUGCAGCAUCGGCGGUAACGAUCCUAGUGAAACAACAGCAUCAAACUCGAUGAACAACAUAGACUGCGAGCACGGCUUCAUCAACUCCAUUAAAGUAGAUACAACUAAAUCCGACUCAAAUCUCACUGCAAUGUGUAUCUACUCGCAGAGGAGUGUUGAAUCGAGUGUCUGGAGUGUAUCAGGAGUGUCGGAAGCAGGAGUGCUGGGAGCAACUCCGGUUACGGAUGAGCCUAGUUGCAAUGGGCUGUCAAAACAAAAACAGCCGUGUAUUUUGGAAGACUCCAUAAUUCCAGGAGAAAGUUUCACAACAAUUGAGUCUUCUACGUUUUGGGCUUGCAUGACCGCUUGCUGGAAAUCUGAUCGUUGUUGUGCCGGAUCAUACGUAUCCUCGAGCGGAGUUUGCCAGCUAAAGGCAGAUAGCCACUCUCAGGCAGAGCAGACCGUAUAUUCUAAGGCUAACAAAGUUAAAUCUUUUGACUUUACUUGUUCAACCAAAAUCAGCCAGUCAAUCAGCUUGGGAGUGAAAUUAAAAAACAAAGAUUCAAGAAAAAGUGAUGAAAUAGAGGAGGAAAGGAAAAUGAAUACAAUUGGGACAAAGUUUAACAGUGCCCUUCGGAAUGAAGGUGGGCCCACUAUAGCCCUCUCCGUAGGUGUCACCAAACCUGUAAAGCCUACUGAACCACUUUGUGUUUACAAAGGAGCUAUUUAUCCAGACGGGACAAUUGACUCUAAAAGCAAGGACACUUCGGACGAUUGUGCUACUGCUUGUGCAGAAUCAAAAGAUUGCGUUGUUGCCACUUACAUCGGUAGCGCUAAAAAAUGUAUCUUAAAGAGUGAAAAGCACAAGGCUCUCAUUAGAACUGAGUGGGCUGUUGCAAAUCAAGUAAAAACGUUUGACUUUGAAAAUCCGUGUGUUGGUGUCAGACCAAAGAGUCCAAUUAGGGAGGCAAGAGAGAAGGAACUCGGAAUAAAUGCUAGAAAUGGAAAACCUCCCUGUAGGUACCAUAACGCUGUAUUAGUGGGAGGAACUUUCUUCAGCGCCGACUCUACGUCAAUCGAUAAGUGUGGAGAGAUUUGCCUAAAGAAGCCGGCGUGUUCAGCUGUUACUUUUCUGUUUGAAAAGGAGAAAUGCCACGUGAAAAAUAAACUGCACAAAGGUCCCACAUACACUCAAUUUGCUGAGGAAAAUGGUGCAGUAUCACUCGAUUAUAACUGUGACUUAAAAGCUUAUCACGACUUAAUGUUAAAGUUCCCUGCUGAAAGAAAAAUUCAUGGCCUAAAAGAAGCCUGCCGAUACAAAAACAGACAAAUAUCGGGUAAGGUGGUUGAGGAGGUAGAUCUGGUCUCUGAGCUGGAGUGUGCCACAGCAUGUCUAAGUAGCCAAGAUUGCUUUGGCCUAACUUACCUACCCAAAUCUAUGACCUGUUACCUUAAAGGUGAAGGGCACAACGGAGCCAAGUCACAGGAAACUCUUGGAGUUAUUUCGUACGAUUUCACCCUGGAUUGCUUGCCUGAAGGGCAAGAGAAGGGAGCGACCCCGCCUGUUGUUAAGGUUUGCGAGUAUCUAGACAUGAUGUACCGCGGAAGUUCUGUUAUAAAAACUGUUAUCGAUGUGGUGUCAUCUGAGAAUUGUGUGGAACUUUGUUCAGAAAUUCCAAAAUGUAAGGCCGUGACGUAUCUUUCUGGAACAACGUCCAGCAAAUGUUUCAUGAGAGGACAAGAUCGUGGACCGCUAUAUCCAUCGAAAAGCACAGAAACCCGCAAAGUUGUAUCAUAUGACCUCGAUUGUCGACCAGAUGUGCCAGACAACCUCGUACUGAAGAAACGAUGCCUCCUGAAAGAUCAAGUGUUUACUGGAGGGUUCUUGGAAAAACAAAAUGACGUUCCUUCAUCAACGAUAUGCUUCGAGAAAUGCUCAAGCCUUGACAAAUGUGUUGCUGCUACAUACGCGCCCAGGACAAAGAGUUGCUCGCUCAGAGAUUCCUCAAGGGAGGAACCGAAAGUUACUGAGUUUGCCACCAUAAACAAACUGGUUUCUUACUGUUUCCUGUGUCAUGCCCAAACGUCUGGAUUGAAUAUGGCGAAAGAUCUGGACAAAGGAGGAAUAGCACCACUUCCAAAGAAAUCCUGUUUACUAAAAGGUCAAGUUUUCCGUGGUGGAUUAUUGGAGAAAAAAACUGAUGUCCUGUCAUCGGACAAAUGUUUUGAAAUGUGUUCAACCGACAAAGAUUGUGUUGCAGCUACAUAUUCUCCAAACAACAAAUUUUGUGUCCUGAGAGAUUCCUCUAGAGAAGAUUCUACAGAGACUGAAUUAGCGGUCAAGAACGGAUUAGUAUCUUAUGACUUUUUGUGCGAUGAAAAGACACCCAAGAAAGAGAAAGCUGGAGUUUCUGAUGAGAAGAUUGCAGAAAUAUCAGAUAUGCCGACUCCUAAGCAGUCCUGUUUACUAAAAGGUCAAGUUUUCCGUGGUGGAUUAUUGGAGAAAAAAACUGAUGUCCUGUCAUCGGACAAAUGUUUUGAGAUGUGUUCUACCGACAAAGAUUGUGUUGCAGCUACAUAUUCUCCAAACAACAAAUUUUGUGUCCUGAGAGAUUCCUCUAGAGAAGAUUCUACAGAGACUGAAUUUGCGGUCGAGAACGGAUUAGUAUCUUAUGACUUUUUGUGCGAUGAAAAGACACCCAAGAAAGAGAAAGCUGGAGUUUCUGAUGAGAAGAUUGCAGAAAUAUCAGAUAUGCCAACUUCUAAGCAGUCCUGUUUACUAAAAGGUCAAGUUUUCCGUGGUGGACUAUUGGAGAAAAAAACUGAUGUCCUGUCAUCGGACAAAUGUUUUGAAAUGUGUUCUACCGACAAAGAUUGUGUUGCAGCUACAUAUUCUCCAAACAACAAAUUUUGUGUACUGAGAGAUUCCUCUAGAGAAGAUUCUACAGAGACUGAAUUUGCGGUCGAGAACGAAUUAGUAUCUUAUGACUUUUUGUGCGAUGAAAAGACACCCAAGAAAGAGAAAGCUGGAGUUUCUGAUGAGAAGAUUGCAGAAAUAUCAGAUAUGCCAACUUCUAAGCAGUCCUGUUUACUAAAAGGUCAAGUUUUCCGUGGUGGACUAUUGGAGAAAAAAACUGAUGUCCUGUCAUCGGACAAAUGUUUUGAAAUAUGUUCAACCGACAAAGAUUGUGUUGCAGCUACAUAUUCUCCAAACAACAAAUUUUGUGUACUGAGAGAUUCCUCUAGAGAAGAUUCUACAGAGACUGAAUUUGCGGUCGAGAACGAAUUAGUAUCUUAUGACUUUUUGUGCGAUGAAAAGACACCCAAGAAAGAGAAAGCUGGAGUUUCUGAUGAGAAGAUUGCAGAAAUAUCAGAUAUGCCAACUCCUAAGCAGUCCUGUUUGCUGAAAGGUCAAGUUUUCCGUGGUGGAUUAUUGGAGAAAAAAACUGAUGUCCUGUCAUCGGACAAAUGUUUUGAAAUGUGUUCUACCGACAAAGAUUGUGUUGCAGCUACAUAUUCUCCAAACAACAAAUUUUGUGUCCUGAGAGAUUCCUCUAGAGAAGAUUCUACAGAGACUGAAUUUGCGGUCGAGAACGGAUUAGUAUCUUAUGACUUUUUGUGCGAUGAAAAGACACCCAAGAAAGAGAAAGCUGGAGUUUCUGAUAAGAAGAUUGCAGAAAUAUCAGAUAUGCCAACUCCUAAGCAGUCCUGUUUACUAAAAGGUCAAGUUUUCCGUGGUGGACUAUUGGAGAGAAAAACUGAUGUCCUGUCAUCGGACAAAUGUUUUGAAAUGUGUUCAACCGACAAAGAUUGUGUUGCAGCUACAUAUUCUCCAAACAACAAAUUUUGUGUCCUGAGAGAUUCCUCUAGAGAAGAUUCUACAGAGACUGAAUUUGCGGUCGAGAACGAAUUAGUAUCUUAUGACUUUUUGUGCGAUGAAAAGACACCCAAGAAAGAGAAAGCUGGCGUUUCUGAUGAGAAGAUUGCAGAAAUAUCAGAUAUGCCAACUCCUAAGCAGUCCUGUUUACUAAAAGGUCAAGUUUUCCGUGGUGGACUAUUGGAGAAAAAAACUGAUGUCCUGUCAUCGGACAAAUGUUUUGAAAUGUGUUCAACCGACAAAGAUUGUGUUGCAGCUACAUAUUCUCCAAACAACAAAUUUUGUGUCCUGAGAGAUUCCUCUAGAGAAGAUUCUACAGAGACUGAAUUUGCGGUCGAGAACGAAUUAGUAUCUUAUGACUUUUUGUGCGAUGAAAAGACACCCAAGAAAGAGAAAGCUGGAGUUUCUGAUGAGAAGAUUGCAGAAAUAUCAGAUAUGCCAACUCCUAAGCAGUCCUGUUUACUGAAAGGUCAAGUUUUCCGUGGUGGAUUAUUGGAGAGAAAAACUGAUAUCCUGUCAUCAGACAAAUGUUUUGAAAUGUGUUCUACCGACAAAGAUUGUGUUGCAGCUACAUAUUCUCCAAACAACAAAUUUUGUGUACUGAGAGAUUCCUCUAGAGAAGAUUCUACAGAGACUGAAUUUGCAGUCGAGAACGAAUUAGUAUCUUAUGACUUUUUGUGCGAUGAAAAGACACCCAAGAAAGAGAAAGCUGGAGUUUCUGAUGAGAAGAUUGCAGAAAUAUCAAAUAUGCCAACUCCUAAGCAGUCCUGUUUGCUAAAAGGUCAAGUUUUCCGUGGUGGAUUAUUGGACAAAAAAACUGAUGUCAUGUCAUCAGACAAAUGUUUUGAAAUGUGUUCAACCGACAAAGAUUGUGUUGCAGCUACAUAUUCUCCAAACAACAAAUUUUGUGUACUGAGAGAUUCCUCUAGAGAAGAUUCUACAGAGACUGAAUUUGCGGUCGAGAACGGAUUAGUAUCUUAUGACUUUUUGUGCGAUGAAAAGACACCCAAGAAAGAGAAAGCUGGAGUUUCUGAUAAGAAGAUUGCAGAAAUAUCAGAUAUGCCAACUCCUAAGCAGUCCUGUUUACUAAAAGGUCAAGUUUUCCGUGGUGGACUAUUGGAGAAAAAAACUGAUGUCCUGUCAUCGGACAAAUGUUUUGAAAUGUGUUCAACCGACAAAGAUUGUGUUGCAGCUACAUAUUCUCCAAACAACAAAUUUUGUGUCCUGAGAGAUUCCUCUAGAGAAGAUUCUACAGAGACUGAAUUUGCGGUCGAGAACGGAUUAGUAUCUUAUGACUUUUUGUGCGAUAAAAAGACACCCAAGAAAGAGAAAGCUGGAGUUUCUGAUAAGAAGAUUGCAGAAAUAUCAGAUAUGCCAACUCCUAAGCAGUCCUGUUUACUAAAAGGUCAAGUUUUCCGUGGUGGACUAUUGGAGAAAAAAACUGAUGUCCUGUCAUCAGACAAAUGUUUUGAAAUGUGUUCUACCGACAAAGAUUGUGUUGCAGCUACAUAUUCUCCAAACAACAAAUUUUGUGUCCUGAGAGAUUCCUCUAGAGAAGAUUCUACAGAGACUGAAUUUGCGGUCGAGAACGGAUUAGUAUCUUAUGACUUUUUGUGCGAUGAAAAGACACCCAAGAAAGAGAAAGCUGGAGUUUCUGAUAAGAAGAUUGCAGAAAUAUCAGAUAUGUCAACUCCUAAGCAGUCCUGUUUACUAAAAGGUCAAGUUUUCCGUGGUGGAUUAUUGGAGAAAAAAACUGAUGUCCUGUCAUCGGACAAAUGUUUUGAAAUGUGUUCUACCGACAAAGAUUGUGUUGCAGCUACAUAUUCUCCAAACAACAAAUUUUGUGUCCUGAGAGAUUCCUCUAGAGAAGAUUCUACAGAGACUGAAUUUGCGGUCGAGAACGGAUUAGUAUCUUAUGACUUUUUGUGCGAUGAAAAGACACCCAAGAAAGAGAAAGCUGGAGUUUCUGAUAAGAAGAUUGCAGAAAUAUCAGAUAUGCCAACUCCUAAGCAGUCCUGUUUACUAAAAGGUCAAGUUUUCCGUGGUGGACUAUUGGAGAAAAAAACUGAUGUCCUGUCAUCGGACAAAUGUUUUGAAAUGUGUUCAACCGACAAAGAUUGUGUUGCAGCUACAUAUUCUCCAAACAACAAAUUUUGUGUCCUGAGAGAUUCCUCUAGAGAAGAUUCUACAGAGACUGAAUUUGCAGUCGAGAACGAAUUAGUAUCUUAUGACUUUUUGUGCGAUGAAAAGACACCCAAGAAAGAGAAAGCUGGAGUUUCUGAUAAGAAGAUUGCAGAAAUAUCAGAUAUGUCAACUCCUAAGCAGUCCUGUUUACUAAAAGGUCAAGUUUUCCGUGGUGGAUUAUUGGACAAAAAAACGGAUGUCCUGUCAUCGGACAAAUGUUUUGAAAUGUGUUCAACCGACAAAGAUUGUGUUGCAGCUUCAUAUUCUCCAAACAACAAAUUUUGUGUCCUGAGAGAUUCCUCUAGAGAAGAUUCUACAGAGACUGAAUUUGCGGUCGAGAACGGAUUAGUAUCUUAUGACUUUUUGUGCGAUGAAAAGACACCCAAGAAAGAGAAAGCUGGAGUUUCUGAUGAGAAGAUUGCAGAAAUAUCAGAUAUGCCAACUCCUAAGCAGUCCUGUUUACUAAAAGGUCAAGUUUUCCGUGGUGGACUAUUGGAGAGAAAAACUGAUGUCAUGUCAUCGGACAAAUGUUUUGAAAUGUGUUCAACCGACAAAGAUUGUGUUGCAGCUACAUAUUCUCCAAACAACAAAUUUUGUGUCCUGAGAGAUUCCUCUAGAGAAGAUUCUACAGAGACUGAAUUUGCGGUCGAGAACGGAUUAGUAUCUUAUGACUUUAAGUGUGACGAAAAGACGCCCAAAAAAGAGAAAACUGGAGUUCCUGAUAAGAAGAUUACCGAAAUAUCAGAUAUGCCAACUCCUAAGCAGUCCUGUUUACUAAAAGGUCAAGUUUUCACAGGAGGAAUAUUGGAAAAAAGAAGUGGUGUCAUCUCAUUGGACAAAUGUUUUGAAAUGUGUUCAUCGGACGAGAAAUGUGUCGCAGCCACUUAUGCUCCAAACAUAAAAAACUGUUUCCUGAGAGAUUCCUCUAGGGAAAGUCCUAAAGUUACUGUAUUUGCAACUACGAACGGAAUUGUUUCAUAUGACUUUUUGUGUGAUGGAAAGAUUUCGAAGGAAUUGGAAGACUCCCAAAACGAUAUAAAAAACCAAGAAAGAUCAAAACGACCGAUUAACAAACAAAUUGAUGAAGAAAACAAGCCUUGCAUCCAUAUAGAUCAAAGCUUUGAAAAUGGACUGAUUGAAGUUAUUGACCUGCUAAAAAGUGCAUCAAUCUGUUCUGAAGAAUGCUUAUCUGUGAGAAAAUGUUUAGUCGCAUCAUAUGACUCAAAAGCAAAGAAAUGUUACUUGCGAGAUGGAAGUAGAAUUGGACCUAAACAUUCACCAGGUGUGAUAUCUUACGACCACUCUUGUGUCAGAGGUUCUGAUAAAAACCCCGACGACAAUACAGCGAAACAUAUUGUUGAAAACGACGAACCUUGUGUUUUGAUAGGACAGGUCUUCUCCGGUGGAUAUCUGGAAACAGUCAACUCCGUUAAAAAUCCUUUGUCUUGUUCAGAGGAAUGUUCGAUGGAUGAAGACUGUGCUGCUGCAACUUAUAACAUCAAAAUGAAGACAUGUCGAUUGAUGGAUGAAAGCAGAGAAGGGCCAAAAAAGAUGCCCGGAGUGGUGUCUUUCGACUUUUUGUGUAAGCAACAGAAAGAUACCUCAAAAUCUGAAAAUUCGGGAAAAAAUAAGAUAAUCCCUGAUAACGAAAAGAGUGACAAAAGCCCUGCGAACAAGAGUGGAGACGGUCCUACAGAUAAGAUUGAUGAAAACUCUACUGUUGACGAUCAGCCGUGUAUGGUACUAGGGCAGCAAUUUUCGGGUGGAUUCUUAGAGACCGUCAAUUCCGUGGAGAAUCCUUUGUCUUGUUCAGAGGAAUGUUCAAUGGAUGAAAACUGUGCUGCUGCAACUUAUAACAUUAAGAUGAAGACAUGUCAGUUGAUGGAUAAAAACAGAGAUGGACCCAAAAAGAUGCCUGGAGUUUUGUCUUUCGACUUUUUGUGUAAAGAAAGAUCAAGAUCAUCAAAAUCUCAAAAAGACCCUGCAGACAAAAAAGGAGAAAUUCCUAAUGAUAAAACUCGCAAAAAAUCCGUUGACAAUGACCAGCCUUGCGUUUUACAGGCACACCUCUUCUCUGGUGGCUAUCUAGAAACGGUUAACUCUGUUAUGGAACCGUUGUCUUGUUCUGAAGAAUGUUUGAUGGAUGAGGACUGUACUACAGCAUCCUAUAACAUAAAGAUGAAGACAUGUCGCUUGAUGGAUCGAAACAGAGAUGGGCCUAAAAAGAUGUCAGGUGUUGUUUCUUUUGACUUUUUGUGUUCGGAAAAAUCUAGUUCCUCAGAUUCUGACAGCAUAGAUUCAAACAGUAAUUCUACCGGCAAGUAUGAAGAAUCAGAGAAAUCGCAGGACUCAGAGAAUAUUAAAAAUAACGGAAGCAUCGAUGGUGGAGACCGUGGGAAAAAGAAGCAAGAAAUACAAGUGAUAACUAAUGAUCAGCCAUGUGUUCUACAAGGAAAGUCAUUUUCAGGCGGAUUUUUAGAGAUUAUCGACUCUGUCGAGAAUCCUUUAUCUUGUUCUGAAGAAUGUUUGAUGGACGAAGACUGUGCCACUGCAUCAUUCAACAUUAAGAUGAAGACAUGUCAGUUGAUGGAUAACAGCAGAGAUGGACCCAAAAAGAUGCCUGGAGUCGUGUCUUUCGAUUUGCUUUGUAAGGAAAACUCGAAGGUACCUAAUGAAAAACCUGAAGAAACGGUAACAGACCGGGAAGUAAUGACAAACCAGUCCUGUUUACUAAAAGGUCAAGUUUUCACAGGAGGACUAUUGGAGAAAAACGCUGGUGUCCUGUCAUUGGACAAAUGUUUUGAAAUGUGUUCAUCCGACCAGAAAUGUGUUGCAGCCACAUAUGUUCCAAAAUUUAAGAGUUGCUUUCUGAGAGAUUCCUCGAGAGAAGGUCCUAUAGAGACUGUAUUUGCCGCAAAGAACGGAGUAAUAUCGUACGACUUUCUUUGUAAUGAGAAAACAUUCAAGAAAAAGACAACUGUAGAUUCUGACAAAAAUAGUGUACAAAUAUCAGAUACGCCAACUCUUAAGCAGUCCUGUUCACUAAAAGGUCACGUUUUCCGUGGUGGAUUAUUGGAGAGAAAAACUGAUGUCCUGUCAUCGGACAAAUGCUUUGAGAUGUGUUCAACCGACAAAGAUUGUGUUGCAGCCACAUAUUCUCCAAACAACAAAUUUUGUGUACUGAGAGAUUCCUCUAGAGAAGAUUCUACAGAGACUGAAUUUGCGGUCGAAAACGGAUUAGUAUCUUAUGACUUUUUGUGCGAAGAAAAGACACCCAAGGGAGAGAAAACUGUGGAUUCUGAUGAAAAGAUUGCUGAAAUAUCAGAUAUGCCAACUCCUAAGCAGUCAUGUUUACUAAAAGGUCAAGUUUUCCGUGGUGGAUUAUUGGACAGAAAAACUGAUGUCCUGUCAUCGGACAAAUGCUUUGAGAUGUGUUCAACCGACAGAGAUUGUGUUGCAGCUACAUAUUCUCCAAACAACAAAUUUUGCGUACUCAGAGAUUCCUCUAGAGAAGAUUCUACAGAGACUGAAUUUGCGGUCGAGAACGGAUUAGUAUCUUAUGACUUUUUGUGCGAAGAAAAGACACCCAAGGGAGAGAAAACUGUGGAUUCUGAUGAAAAGAUUGCUGAAAUAUCAGAUAUACCAACUCCUAAGCAGUCAUGUUUACUAAAAGGUCAAGUUUUCCGUGGUGGAUUAUUGGACAGAAAAACUGAUGUCCUGUCAUCGGACAAAUGCUUUGAGAUGUGUUCAACCGACAAAGAUUGUGUUGCAGCUACAUAUUCUCCAAACAACAAAUUUUGUGUACUGAGAGAUUCCUCUAGAGAAGAUUCUACAGAGACUGAAUUUGCGGUCGAGAACGGAUUAGUAUCUUAUGACUUUUUGUGCGAAGAAAAGACACCCAAGGGAGAGAAAACUGUGGAUUCUGAUGAAAAGAUUGCUGAAAUAUCAGAUAUACCAACUCCUAAGCAGUCAUGUUUACUAAAAGGUCAAGUUUUCCGUGGUGGAUUAUUGGACAGAAAAACUGAUGUCCUGUCAUCGGACAAAUGCUUUGAGAUGUGUUCUACCGACAAAGAUUGUGUUGCAGCUACAUAUUCUCCAAACAACAAAUUUUGUGUACUGAGAGAUUCCUCUAGAGAAGAUUCUACAGAGACUGAAUUUGCGGUCGAGAACGGAUUAGUAUCUUAUGACUUUUUGUGCGAAGAAAAGACACCCAAGGGAGAGAAAACUGUGGAUUCUGAUGAAAAGAUUGCUGAAACAUCAGAUAUACCAACUCCUAAGCAGUCAUGUUUACUAAAAGGUCAAGUUUUCCGUGGUGGAUUAUUGGACAGAAAAACUGAUGUCCUGUCAUCGGACAAAUGCUUUGAGAUGUGCUCAACCGACAAAGAUUGUGUUGCAGCUACAUAUUCUCCAAACAACAAAUUUUGCGUACUCAGAGAUUCCUCUAGAGAAGAUUCUACAGAGACUGAAUUUGCGGUCGAAAACGGAUUAGUAUCUUAUGACUUUUUGUGCAAUGAAAAGACACCCAAGGGAGAGAAAACUGUGGAUUCUGAUGAAAAGAUUGCUGAAAUAUCAGAUAUACCAACUCCUAAGCAGUCAUGUUUACUAAAAGGUCAAGUUUUCCGUGGUGGAUUAUUGGACAGAAAAACUGAUGUCCUGUCAUCGGACAAAUGCUUUGAGAUGUGUUCAACCGACAAAGAUUGUGUUGCAGCUACAUAUUCUCCAAACAACAAAUUUUGUGUCCUGAGAGAUUCCUCUAGAGAAGAUUCUACAGAGACUGAAUUUGCGGUCGAGAACGGAUUAGUAUCUUAUGACUUUUUGUGCGAUGAAAAAACACCCAAGGGAGAGAAAACUGUGGAUUCUGAUGAGAAGAUUGCAGAAAUAUCAGAUAUGCCAACUCUUAAGCAGUUCUGUUUACUAAAAGGUCAAGUUUUCCGUGGUGGAAAACCAAAAAGAAAAACUGAUGUCCUGUCAUCGGACAAAUGUUUUGAAAUGUGUUCAACCGACAAAGGUUGUGUUGCAGCUACAUAUUCUCCAAACAACAAAAUUUGUGUCCUGAGAGAUUUCUCUAGAGAAGAUUCUACAGAGACUGAAUUUGCGGUCGAGAACGGAUUAGUAUCUUAUGACUUUAAGUGUGACGAAAAGACGCCCAAAAAAGAAAAAACUGAAGAUUCUGAUGAGAACAGUGCAGAAAUGUCGGAUACACCAACACCUAAGCAGUCCUGUUUACUAAAAGGUCAAGUGUUCACAGGCGGAUUCUUAGAGGGAAAGAAAGAUAUUGCAACCUCGAACAAAUGUUUUGAAAUGUGCUCAUCUAAUGAUGAAUGUUUUGCAGCCACAUAUGCUCCGAAUAUAAAGAAUUGUUUCCUGAGAGAUUCCUCGAGAGAAAAUCCUAAAGAGACUGUAUUUGCUACCAAAAACAACUUAAUAUCUUAUGACUUUAUGUGUGCAGGUAAGAAGCCUCCAAAAGAUACCGAAGAAUUAAAAUUCGAUGAAAAGAUUCCCGACAAGUCAAAAUCAAUGAUUGACCAGAAAAAACAUACUGAAGAAGCAUCUGAAAAAUCAGCAAAAAUCAAAGAAAAGAAGAAAUCGGAUAAACACGUUCCUAAACGGUUGAACGAUACAUCGACCAACACGGACAAAUCAGGAAUAAAACCUGAACAAUCAAUACCAUCUGAUAAAUCAAUUCCUGAGCAUUCCUGUUUACUAAAUGGUCAAGUUUUUACUGGAGGAUUUGUAGAGGUCAAGAAAGAUGUUGCAUCUUCGGAUGAAUGUUUUGGAAUGUGCUCAUCUAAUGACGAAUGUUUUGCUGCCACAUUUGCUCCAAACAAAAAGAAUUGUUUCCUGAGAGAUUCCUCGAGAGAAAAUCCUAAAGAGACAGUAUUUGCUACCAAGAACAAUUUAGUAUCUUACGACUUAUUGUGUGCAGGAAAGAAGCCUCCGAACGUUCCAAAAGAGUUAGAAUACGAUGACAAGAUACCAGACAAGUCGGCCAAUACUCCAAUAAAAGAUACCGACAAAGACCAACCGUGUGUGCUACAAGAACAGAUCUUCUCUGGUGGAUUUUUAGAAACUGUCAGGACCAUUAAUACUCCGUUGUCUUGUUCUGAAGAAUGUUUGAUGGAUGAGGACUGUACUACUGCAUCCUAUAACAUAAAGAUGAAGACAUGUCUCUUGAUGGAUCAACACAGAAAUGGACCAAAAAAUAAGGCUGGUGUCAUAUCUUUCGACUUCUUGUGCAAGGUGGAAUCUGGUCCUACCAAAGAAAAUCCCUGUUUGCUAAAAGGUCACGUUUUUCGUGGUGGUCUAUUGGAGAGAAAAACUGAUGUCUUGUCAUCGGACAAAUGUUUUGAAAUGUGUUCAUCCGAGAAAGAUUGUGUUGCAGCUACAUAUUCUCCAAACAAUAAACUUUGUCUUCUGAGAGAUUCAUCUAGAGAAGAUCCUAUAGAAACUGAAUUUGCGACCGAGAACGAAAUUGUAUCUUAUGACUUUCUGUGCGAUGAAAGGUCACCCGAGGGAGAGAAAACUGGGGAUUCUGAUGAAAAGACUGCUGAAAUAUCAGAUAUACCAAUUCUUAAGCAGUCAUGUAUACUAAAAGGUCAAGUUUUCCGUGGUGGACUAUUGGAGAGAAAAACUGAUGUCCUGUCAUCGGACAAAUGUUUUGAAAUGUGUUCAUCCGAGAAAGAUUGUGUUGCAGCCACAUUUUCUCCAAACAAUAAACUUUGUGUCUUGAGAGAUACUUCUAGAGAAGAUCCUAUAAAGACUGAAUUUGCGGUCGAGAACGGAUUAGUAUCUUAUGACUUUUUGUGCGAUGAAAAGACACCCAAGAAAGAGAAAGCUGGAGUUUCUGAUGAGAAGAUUGCAGAAAUAUCAGAUAUACCAACUCCUAAGCAGUCCUGUUUACUAAAAGGUCAAGUUUUCCGUGGUGGAUUAUUGGAGAGAAAAACUGAUGUCCUGUCAUCGGACAAAUGUUUUGAAAUGUGUUCAACCGAGAAAGAUUGCGUUGCAGCUACAUUUUCUCCAAACAAUAAACUUUGUGUCUUGAGAAAUACUUCUAGAGAAGAUCCUAUGGAGACUGAAUUUGCGGUCGAGAACGGAUUAGUAUCUUAUGAUUUCUUAUGUGAGUGCCAAACUUCUGAGGUCGAUAAAAUAAGUCACAGCAAACAAGAAAAUAAAACGACCGAUGAAUUAUCAGAUGAGGACCCUAUUAGCACUCCUCCUGAUCCAUCAGAUGAGACUCUGCCAGCAAAAUUUAAAACCAAAUCAAGUUCCACUGAAAACCAAUGCUUGCUUGUCGGUAAAGUUUUCUCGGGAGGUCUUCUAGAGAAACAUGAAAACAUUUCUACAUCAGACGAAUGCUUUGAAAAAUGCUGGCUUGACGAAGAGUGUUAUGCUGCUACAUAUAGUCCAAUUAAUAGUAACUGUUUUCUCCGUGACUCAACUAGAGACAAACCUUUAAAGACAAGUUUUGCUGUUGCCAACGGAAUUGUAUCAUAUGAUUUUAUUUGCGAGGGAAAAGUGAUAAAACAAGCUCGUGAUAAAUCCAGAAAAGCAGUAAAUCUGACGGCCUGCACUUUACGAGAACAAAUGUUUCAAGGUGGAUUGUUGGAGGUUAUCGACUCUGUGCAAAGUCCUUCCGCGUGCUAUGAAGAUUGUUCGAUGGACAAAAGUUGUGCAAGUGCGUCAUACAGUUCAAGGACCAUGAAAUGCUAUCUUAGGGACGAAAGCAGAACGGGCCCCAUUUUCAGACCGUAUUUUACAUCAUUUGAUUUUUCGUGCACAGAAGGUACCACACAAAACAUCUCCUCAGACGGGAACCUUAAGGACAAAAAAGAGGGGUGUCCUAUGCCAGGAUACAUUUUCACUGGUGGAUUGAUUGAACUGUUAUCCAAAAUUGAAUCUUCGGGUGAUUGCUUCGAAGAAUGCGCUAUGAUGGCAGACUGUGUUGCUGCAACUUUCUCUCCAAAAACAAACAAGUGUCUUCUGAGGAACUUAAAAAGAAGAGGACCUAUCGCUACUCAAUUCUCAAAAAUGUCUGGAGACAUCUCUUUUGACUUUCUGUGUUCUAGUGAAGUUAAAACUACAGAAGUAAAAGAAGGUCCUGAUCCGUGUUUAUUAAAUAGCACAACUUUCACCAGAGGACUAAUCGACUCAAUCAACUCGGCUGUAAGUGCUAAUGAUUGUUUUGAAGAGUGUUCUAUGGAGGAUGGAUGUACCGUUGCAACUUACAAUCCGGUCACAAAGGAGUGUUUUAUGAGGGAUAAAUUCCGCCGAGGUCCCGUGUCUUCUCUAUUUGCAAAGCAGAACAAACUUAUCUCGUAUGAUUUCGCCUGCAAGCACAGAAUUUCUAAUGGCGAAAAGCAAGAUGUACAAGAAAAAUAUAACACCAAAACAAAUACGGCAAGUAAAGCCAAGUUCCCAUGCAGAAUACCGGGCCAAGCAUUCACUGGGAGAAUACUAGAGACACUGGAAAACAUCUUCAAGGGGUCUGAUUGCUCAGAGGAGUGCGCUAUGGAUAACGAAUGUGUGUCAGCGACAUACUUCCCCACCACCCUCAAAUGUUUCCUCAGAGACAAGUCAAGGAGAGGUCCUGCUGAGACAAAAAUAUCAAGGGCAAACAAGGUCAUAUCGUAUGAUUUCCUCUGUGAUCCUAAUAAGAUAAAAACACCCAAUUCCAAUGGGACAGGCAAGAUAAUCCAGAAAUCAGAUAAUGGGAGGGAGUAUUGUGUUAUCAAGAGAAAGUCAUUUCCCGGGAUGACACUUUCAGUAACAGAGGGUGUAGCUAGUCCUGACGACUGUAUGACGAGCUGUUCAUCUCAGACUGUCUGUGUGGCUGCUUCAUACAAUCCUAUGAACCAGAAGUGUAUCCUAAGAAGUGAACAAGGGGCUGCAACAUCCACAGCAUUUGCUGUGUACAACAAUAUUGUAUCAUUCGACUUUCAAUGCAGAGUGCAGAAAGAAGUACAGAAGCAUCCGAGAAAAGAACCUUGUAGACUCCCCGGUAUGUACUUCACCGGUGAAAUUAUGGGGAGAGCCAGGAAUGUUACGGAAGAAUCUAUCUGUGUAAAUUUGUGUAUGAAGACAGUAAAUUGUGCGGCAGCAACUUAUGACCCCACAUUUAAGAAAUGUUUACUGAGGGAUAAAAACAGGAACGAAGCCAGCAAAAGCAUCCAAUCGGCUGCCCGCAAAAUAGUUUCUUUUGAUUUCCUGUGCGAUUCAACUGUGGUUAAAGAAGCGGUUCCAUGCAGAUACCCUGGAAAGGUGUUUCCCGGGCACACGCUUAAGAUACUCCAAGAUUUUGACAACGAAGUGGGUUGUUUGGAAAAGUGUAAAUCUAUGAAAGAUUGUGUUGCUGUGACGUACAACCCGACCACCGAGAAAUGCUUUUUGAAGGACAAGUACAGGAGUGAUCCAGUGGGGACAGAUACUGCAGUCACUAAUAAGAUAGUAUCAUAUGACUUGUUAUGUAAUGAUGGAAGUGAAGCUGCUACUACUCCAGAGAAUAAUAGCAAAACUGCGAGUGAUGAGUCGGAUAGUGAAAACAAACAUUCAGAAAGUGAUACUAACGAUAUUGGUCAUGGUGAAACUGAAAGCAAUACUGAUGGUGAUAUUGGAAGUGAAAGUAGUAUUGAUACAAGCGGGGAUACUGAAAGUGAUACUGAUAGUGAUAAUGGUAGUGAUAUCGGAAAUGAAAGUAGUAUUAAUACAGGCGGUGAUACUGAAAGUGAUACUGAUAGUGAUAAUGGUGGUGAUAUCGGAAAUGAAAGUAGUAUUAAUACAGGCGGUGAUACUGAAAGUGAUACUGAUAGUGAUAAUGGUGGUGAUAUCGGAAAUGAAAGUAUUAUCGACACAGGCGGUGAUACUGAUAGUGAUACUGAUAGUGAUAAUGGUGGUGAUAUUGGAAAUGAAAGUAGUAUCGACACAGGCGGUGAUACUGAUAGUGAUACUGAUAGUGAUAAUGGUGGUGAUAUUGGAAAUGAAAGUAUUAUCGACACAGGCGGUGAUACUGAUAGUGAUACUAGUAGUGAUAAUGGUAGUGAUAUUGACAUUGAGACUUCUAAUGAUACAGGUGGCGAAAUUAAAACCGAUAAAACCACUACGAAAAAUCCUGUUAAGUCUAACGAUCCAUGUAGACUACCGAACAAAUUCUUCGUUGGGUCAGCUAUACGCAUUAUUGAAAACGUCAAAAAUGAAAAAGAAUGUUUGGAAUUUUGCCGGGAUUUGGAUACAUGUUUCUCAGUCACCUACAAUCCCACACAAAAUAGGUGCCUUCUCAAGGAUGAAACCAGACGAAUCUCCUCAUCUAGUGAGACUGCAGUCGCUUCAAAGAUUGUUUCUUACGACUUUUUGUGUGACGAAAAUCAAUCAACAGAAGAGCUGAGAGUGAAACCAACAGAGGAACGAGAGUUUCCGAUUUCGGAGGAAGAGGAGGAAGAGAUAAAGUUUAAUUUUGAAGAAAGAUGUAGGCUUCCUGGACAAUAUUUCCCCGGUACCGCCCAGACAGUUCUAGAUAGUAUUGACGAUGAAUAUGCUUGCUUUGUCCUGUGUCAUCGCUCAGCGGCUUGCAUUAUAGUUACAUAUGAUCCCACAACCUUGAAAUGUAUUUUGAAUAACGAGAAAAGCUAUCCAACGAAAAAUCACGAAUUUGAUCAGAAAAUCGUGUCGUAUAACUUUUUAUGUAGCGGAACCAAACAAAUAGGUCACUCCCAGUCCAAUCAACCAUCUGAAUCAGGAGAAGAAAAAACCUCCAGCAGUGAUUUACAGAACAAUACCAUACUCCCUUCAAAGCAAAAAAUACCUAACUCUGAUUUCGGAGAAAAAGAAAUUUCAAACAGUUCUCUGCAGGAUAAUGCCAUAGAUCAUUCAAAGGAAGAAAAACCUAAGCACCCUUCAAAUGCAGAAAUACCUUUUAAUAAAUGGACAGAUGAAGAUGCAUCCAGCAGUAAUCUGCCAAAUGAUAUAAAACAUUCUUCAACUGAAAUAAAACAUAAACAUGCUUCAAAGGAAGAAAAACCUACUAUAUCAAAAAAUCAAAAAUGUAGACUGGUUGGGGCCUUCUUUCCCAGUCCAGACGGAGCGAUGAACGUGCUUUCAAACAUUGAAGACGAACCCACCUGCUUCUUAGCCUGUGCUAACACAGAUGGAUGUUCGGCUGUAACAUUCAAUCCCACGUCCAAUAAAUGUAUCUUAAAGAACAAAGAAAGAAGGGAACCAGUUACAAACACAAUGGCACUCCAAGAGAACGUUGUGUCGUUUGACUUUGUUUGUAUUCUCAGGGAAGGCCGUAUAGCUGUUGCCCAGGCUUCGAAGACAAAGCUGCCACAACCCUGUCAACUAAGAAAUCAGCAGUUUACAGGCCGAUACCUGACCUCACUUGGGAAUGUUGAGUCAAGUGAGGCGUGUAUGAAGGAAUGUGGUGAGUACAAGGACUGUCUGGUUGCGACCUAUGUUACAACCUCUAAGAGGUGCUAUCUCCGAGAUAGAACACACGGCCAGGUAGAGACAUCUAUGUGGGCGGUUGAUAAUGGAGUAGUUUCAUGGGACUUUUCCUGCUCGAGUGAGCCCUCUGAAAUGCCUCCGAAUGAAAUCAAGUCCCUUCCCGAAGGUUCUGUUUGUAGAUAUGACAAGGCUUUCUUCCCAAAGGGUACAGUUGCUAUCAUAGAUAAUAUCAGUGGCCCGAAGCAAUGCGGGGAUAGAUGUAAAGAUAAUCCGAAAUGCGAAGCUUUUACAUUUGUUGUGAAUGAAGGGUCGUGUACCUUGAAGUGCGAUCUCCACGAGGAAGCUAUCUCAACUCUGUGGGCUGUCAGAAAUGGUGCCUAUUCAUUCAUUAUGAAGAACUGUAAAGACGGCGAAUUCAUUAUUGAAGGACUCGAUUCAGAAAGUAUAUCGCGAUCAACAAGAGGGACGAACUGUGCCUCAAGUACUGUGAGGUUCAAAGUGGGACGCUCCUACGACUUACAGUGCGCGCCGACACAAGCUCUGAGAAGUAUUCAGAUGUUCGAAGUAUCUUACAAUAUAGAAUGCUGUAAGGUUCCUGGGGAAGUGCAGUCUUUCGAACACUUCUGUAAUUAUGAAUCACAUACCUGUCCUAGAGACACUGUUAUUAAUAGGAACCUUGUCUACGCAGAACGAUGUGUUUCAUCGUGUCUUGAAGCUCAGUUUCACACCACCAAAUAUUGCUGGGAUACGCCCGUUAAAAACGGUUACGGUGACUGUGGAAGUGGGUUUGUGAACAGUAUGGAGGACCUGCCGGUAUCUUUGGAAUGCUGCAGUUUUCCAACUCCAGAAGAUUACGGUGGUUAAGGCGAGUUUGGAAUGCUC
This is a messenger RNA of Bolinopsis microptera, 21434 nucleotides long. RefSeq lists its product as uncharacterized. The record is from RefSeq and is a predicted model, not a curated record. Lineage: Eukaryota; Metazoa; Ctenophora; Tentaculata; Lobata; Bolinopsidae. The coding region runs from base 972 to 21416 and encodes 6814 amino acids. The transcript is spliced from 23 exons. Gene Ontology annotation, cellular component: extracellular region. Gene Ontology annotation, biological process: proteolysis. Gene Ontology annotation, molecular function: protein binding.